Messenger RNA from Macrosteles quadrilineatus (aster leafhopper), 4966 nucleotides. It is a transcript of the gene Cc2d2a, whose product is annotated as coiled-coil and C2 domain-containing protein 2A. Bases 102 to 4592 code for a protein of 1496 amino acids. Gene Ontology annotation, biological process: non-motile cilium assembly; protein localization to ciliary transition zone. Lineage: Eukaryota; Metazoa; Arthropoda; Insecta; Hemiptera; Cicadellidae. The record is from RefSeq and is a predicted model, not a curated record. Gene Ontology annotation, cellular component: ciliary transition zone. The transcript is spliced from 31 exons.
UUUAAAAUGUGUUAUAUAAUAGUGUUUGUUUAUAAAUUUUGUUUUUCGGCACCUUUUUAAGUUAUAACAUUGUACCAUUUUUGUACCAUACAAGUAUUAUUAUGAAUAGUUUGGAUGAAAACGUAGAAGUUAUAAGCUUGAAAGGUGAUGCCAGCAAUGAAGAAUCUAAUGAAGUAAAAGAUACUUCUUUCAUGAAAGAGAAGCUAACAACGCCGGAUCAGAAAAGACUUCCUGUUCCACCUCCGAGACGAAGACUGCCUGUGAGACAAGAUGAUUGGUGUGGAACUGACGAUGAGAUCCCUUCUACACCGAGAGUUGAUCAGCAGCAGCGCUUGGUUCUUCCUCACUUAGAAGUGGAUCGUCUGAGCCGAGGUUCGGUGAGUGUAGGGAGUCGUCGACAGUCCGUCGGAGGAGCGAGUGUUGGAAGUCUCACCUCCCAGUCUGACAACCGCUCAUACAGGGAGCGGCUGCGCGAUCACAUCCAGUCUGUCAAGGAGCAGGCAGGGUCUUCGGUUGCUGCUGCAAAUGCUCGUUUGAGGCACAACUUGAAAGUAAAGUCUCCAGUAAUCAGUAACUUUCAUGAUCUUCUCAACAGAGAAGAGAGUGAAGUUGAAGCUGCUUUAGAAAAACAUGGAGAAAUGCGCAAGAAAUGGAAGAAUGCGGUUCAUGCAUCUUUGGAGGCAGAAACUGCUCACAAUUUCUUUACCAAGGAGUGGGAGGACGAAGACUCAAUCAAGGAUACCCCUGCUUCCCCUAAGGAAGGGGACAUUGAAGAAAGUGAGGGCGAAGAGACAAAGCUGGUGACGAAGGAUUACCUCGGCCUGACAGAUGAUUGGCAGCAGGUUGACUGUUAUGUCGAACCAACCAUUGAAGACCUAACGUUGAGAUUACACCAAGAGAACCAGGUCUACUACUACCCUUCUGAUCAGCCUCCAAGACUGGAAGACAAGCUAGGACCUGAUCGAGAGCCUCGGUACAUAGAGGACGAGGGAUUAUAUGUCAGUCCAAAACCAGUAUGGUCAGCAAAGUCCUGCAAUAAACUGCAACAUCGUUUGAUCACAGAAGGACGUAGACAUUGGUUUGGUGAUGAUGGAGAGCUGAAGACAGUUCUGGGGCCGGACUCAGACCAAUCCUCAGACCCUCUUUUGGUUCCUGUCUACAAAAAUGCUGAGUUGAUGAGUUUGUCAGAGCCAGAAGUACAGACAGAGCCAGUCUACAAACAGAAAUACCUGCUAGAGCUAGAAGUGUCCUGUGUGGUAUGGCACCACCAUCCUCUGUGUAGUAUAGAACACGUAGCAGCUCAUAAACUACAAGUGUGUUACCAGCAGUAUAGUGGACGUUUACAUGCUGGAUUCAGUCGAAGACUUGCAAGUAAGCUCGAGGCCUUGCGCACCGCCAGGGACAACUUCAGAGAUGCAGGAGAUGUUGAAAGAUUUGAGAGAUACAAAACCCAAGUUAAAGAAACUAGAGGAAUGAGACUAGAGGAGGGCAAGAAAGAUCGUCUCGCAAUCGUCAACUGUCUCAAGGCUUGGCUGGAACUGAGAAAUCUACGAGCGCAGCAGGGAUACACGGUGACAUCUGUCAAACUCAGUAUUGUCGAGUUAGAUGACGACAGAGAAGACGUACUUUGUGGGGAUCCUGCUGAGUGGGACUCUGAACUCAAAUGUCAACUUGAAGAAUAUUUUGAAGAGGAGGAAGAAGAAUAUGAGAGGAAAGUUAAGGCGAUUCAAGAAGAGUUACCAGAUAAAGAGGCAGCUAAGACGAUUGUCCGGAAGUCCCCGUCUGAAAUCCUGGAGGAGGUGAGAGGAAGGAUGACGGAGAGUUUGAGACCUCCCGGAGAACCUGUGAUAGCCUUGGAGCUGGGAGACGAGCAGGUUACUCCAGAGACGGAGAUAACGGACCACAGAGAGUUGGAGAGAAGACAAGCUCUAAAGCAAUGCCAGCUCAACAUCAAGGUUUUAUUUAAUAAUCAGGUGGUGUGCAGGUCUAGGCCUCUCUCACUGUACCCUCACUUCUGUGCCUCGCUCAACCAGGUGUUCACGCUGCAGGUGACAGAGUGGCCGCAGUCUAUUGUACUACAGUUGGUAGCACUGGGAGGUCUAGGUGCAGGGAAGAGACUCACUGCCUCUGUGUUUGUCCCUGUACCACCAAGGAACCUGUCCCUGUCAGCUGCACCCGUGGACAUGUUGGAGUUCAACUCCCCUGACAAGCUGAGUGGAUACCAGCACGCAGGAGUGGGGUGUGGGAGGGAGUUGUAUGCGGGGGGGAGAGUUACGUACAGGGCUGGGUGGGGGAGCAGCGGGGGACCUCCUCACGGACCCUCCAACCUCAGAGGGUCUCGUAGAAGAGUCAACAGCGUUAGCAGUAUGAGAGAAUGGGCUGUCAGAGCACAACUAGACCCCAACGAUCCUGCCAACGCUGACCUGUUUGACUACAUCAAGGUUGAAGAUGCUAAAGAGAAAUCAAAACCAGACACAAAGAGUUUGCCCGAUGGAGAUUUUUGUACAAUGGAAGAGAUAGAAAACAAUCCACGACUGAAGCUAUUGACCUUGAGAAACAACGCAGUGCCGGAAUUCAGAGACAUCCGUAACAUUCCCUUGAGAGAUAGAGAAAUACCUGAUGAUAUAUUUAAGGUGUAUGAGAAGCGUACCCAGUCGCCCUUGCGCACUGGCCCGGGAGUGGGGGAGACACAGCUGGAGUGGCAGAGGGAGUGGAGCAGACAACAGCUGGCUGUGAUGAGGGAUGACAUUGUGCAGCACUGCAGACAGACACAGCAACAACACUUGCUGCGGGAGGUGGUUAUGGAGGAUCAGGUGCCGGACAUUGGCACAUUGGGGUUGACGUUUAUGAAGUGGCUGCAGCCCAAGCGUCCUCUUCGUCCUACAAGGAAGGAGAGGAAAAAACUCCCAGUUAUGGGACUGGUGGGCCAGGAGGUUGAGGUGAUAGUGAAUGUAGUCCGUGCGUUUGAGGUGCCAGUGAGGAUGGACGUGGAUCCCCUCCUAGAGGACGGUAUCUCGCUGGUGCCUGUCCGACCGUUCGUCGAGGUCAGCUUCCAAGGUCGCAAGAGCCGCACUACUACAGCCGAGGGAGCCAACCCUACGUGGAAUCAGGAUCUUCGCAUCCCUGUCAAGCUGCCAACCUCAGGACUGUACGAGAUGCAAGACAAGUUGUACUGCCAGCUGUAUGACGAGACAGUCGUGGACCUGCUAGAGGACGAUCGUCAGAGAGAGACAAACAUUCACCAACGACUGCAGCGGCAGUGGCUCGGCUCACUGAACAUUCCGUUCUCCUCCCUCUUCUCCAACCAUAGAAUUGAAGGGACGUUCCAGCUAUACUCGCCUCCAGUGCUGCUUGGAUAUCAGCGAGAGUCGCAACAUCGACAGAUAACUUCAGCCUCUGCGACAGCCGUCACUAGUGGUCUGCGAGACAGUACGUUCCUCACUCUCUUCAUCACGGUGCAUCCCCCCCUCCACCCACCAGAGCCAUUCAAGGAGCGCCUGCCGUGCAGUGAGAUGCCCUACCUAGAGCAGCACCUUGAGCAGUGGCAGGCGCAAGUGGCCAGUCAGUUCCCUCACAGACCUGUCAAGUGUCUUGUCGUCGACACUUCCGCAAAGUCUGUUUGUGUCACGAGGUUCUUCCAGUCUCUCGCACCUCCAGUGUUCGAGGAGGGAGUGGCCACUACCCCAGAGAUGGUGGUGAGGUUUGUCUCCAAGAUCCCGAUGGUGCCUGGCAGUAUGUUGUUCCCGGGACUGUUCGAUGUCUGGCUCACAGCUCAGCAAGUGGUGACACUACUGUCAGGUGACUGUGAGGACCAUGCAGUGUUGCUGUGCUGCUACUUGCUACACCUCGGGCUGCGGGUGUGGCUGGUGCUCGGUUCAGGUGUCCCUCACGGGUCCAUGGCGAUGGUGCUCACCCGGGACCCAAACUCCGGGUGUUACACUCUCUGGGACCCAGCCACCAGUCACCACUACGACACCCAGGACUCCUUCUGUCCCCUUCACCGGGUCUACUGCCUCAUCAACCAGGACAAUAUAUGGGCCAACAUUCAGCGGGAAGAGGUGGUGAGUCGUACAAGGUUUGAUGUGAGCCGGCGUGGGGACUGGUGGCCGGCCUUCAACCGCAGUGUGGCGGCGCCGAUUGGCUCAGUGCAGCCGGCACAGCUGGAGUACUCAGUGUCACCAACUCUAGCCACUGACGUGUCCCUUCUACAGGACAAACUCGAGAAAACCUUGAGAGACUCUAUCACUAAGUGGCGGCCGACCACCAGGACAGUGUGGAACCGUUAUGUGACAGUAAAGCUACGAAAGCUGCUGCCUGGGCUGGAGAAGGCUACAUGGAACAGCAGCAUGUCUCUGUCAUCAGAACACAUCAGUCAACUGACUCAGACACUCACCAGCCACAAGAUGUGUGGUUUCACACAGAAUUUCUCCUUUACAACAAUUGAUGAGAUAGUGGAUGCUGUGCGGGCGACGGGUAUCCAUACCAAUGAGGACCCUGACGUUGAGUUUGCGCUUGCUGUCUACGUUCAUCCGUUUGUCUGUGGAGUUUUGUCUAUCUGGGUAUACGUCACAUCACUCACACUCCGCAGAUGAACUGUAUUUCAACUUUAUUUUAAUUUUAAUAUUUAUACUUAGAAAGUACUGUAACUUCAAAAAUAUGGUCCACUUUUAAAAAGUUGAAAAUUUGUAUCAUAUAUGUAAGGAGUUUUUGUGAAAAACUUUGUUUCGAGCUCAACUUUCAGUAUGUGUGUCGUAAGAAUUUUGCAAAAUACAUUGUUAAUGGACAAUAAUUGUAUAUUAUAAUAAAACCAGAUUAUCUUGAACUGUAGCUAAAAGUCAAGAUUUUAAACCACUCGAAAAUAUCUACUAAAAUGUAAUACAUGUUGACUAAUCAUACAGCAAGGUUAUUAAUGUAAAACAGAGAACAGCUUAUAAUAGAAGAAUAACUAGAGAAUUAUACAAUAAGG